Molecule: messenger RNA, 6316 nt
Organism: Epinephelus fuscoguttatus (brown-marbled grouper)
Lineage: Eukaryota; Metazoa; Chordata; Actinopteri; Perciformes; Serranidae
Gene: col4a3
Product: collagen, type IV, alpha 3
Exons: 52
Coding region: 199-5202 (1667 amino acids)
Cellular component (GO): collagen trimer
Molecular function (GO): extracellular matrix structural constituent
Source: RefSeq, a predicted model, not a curated record
UGCCUGCGGACUGUCUCUCUCUCCAUCCCGCAGCAGGUUGCUGUGGCCCGACACGAUCAGCUGCACGGACCCCCUCCGGACUGAACCGAGCCGAACCGAGCCGAGCCGAGGCUGCAGGAGGAGCCCAUCCCGAGCCAAGCCGAGCCUGCCGGCAGUCAGUGUGCUCAGCGGGGAGUCUGCAGCUGUGAGUCCGUCUGGAUGGAGGCUCCGGGCGGCCCGAGGUGGAGGAGCGUCCCGCUGCUGGUUCUUCUGCUCUGCUGCACCGCCGCUCCGGGACAUGCUGAAAGAGUGUGUCACUGUACCGGGAAGUCUCUCUGUCACUGCGAUGGGGUCAAAGGUCAAAAGGGUGAACCUGGUUACCCUGGUUACGACGGAAUUCCUGGAGUGAUUGGUUACCCUGGAAACGAGGGCAACCAGGGCGCAUCCGGAGAAAAGGGUGAGCGGGGAGCAGCAGGAAGCUCAGGACUAAAGGGCUCUCGGGGUCUUCCAGGAAAACCAGGUUUCCCAGGACCUCCAGGGCUGCCGGGACUCCCUGGACAUGAAGGAGCCAUCGGCCAACCAGGACUCCCAGGAUGCAACGGGACAAAGGGGGAUGUUGGUUACCCAGGAUACCCUGGGAUUUCAGGGCCUGUCGGCCUUCGAGGUCGGCCAGGACCGAGAGGUCUAAAGGGAGACACGUACAACUAUCCUGUCCCUCAGGAUAUUAAAGGAGUACCAGGACCACGAGGACCAGAUGGAGAAAAUGGGGUAAUCGGAGAGCCAGGUGAACCAGGCCUGCCAGGACCACAGGGAUCCGCUGGACUUCCUGGCAGUCCAGGGUUGCCGGGGUUACCAGGAGAGAAGGGUCAGGAGGGCCCCAGUCCAGUGAUCCCAGGGCCCCAGGGGCAGAAGGGUGAUAGCGGCCCGCCGGGGAUUCCUGGACAGAAAGGAAUUAAAUUGUACGCUGAAGGACCCAAAGAGCUGAAGGGAGAACCAGGUGCCAUUGGACUGAAAGGCUGUCAAGGACCUCCUGGUGUGCCGGGGAAAGUGGGAGUUAAAGGAGAGAAGGGCGGCAGAGGUGAUCCGGGCUCACUAGGUAAACCAGGGAAGGAUGGAGUCCCUGGAGAGCUGGGACAACCGGGAGAGCCAGGGGAUCGUGGGUACCUCGGUCCUCCAGGUAUAGAAGGAGCCACGGGAGAGAAAGGUGAACGUGGUUUCCCAGGUCUUCCAGGAGAGAUGGUUUGGACUCACAUUAUGCUGAAGGGCCAGCGUGGUGUCCCCGGGCCCCGUGGACCCCCAGGAGUCCAAGGAGAACAAGGAUUCAUUGGUUUUCCAGGACUGCAGGGCAAACCAGGUGAGGGUUCCACUGGUCCACCGGGCCCCCAGGGGCCACCUGGCUCAAGCGGCCCCAAAGGAGAACCAGGAGAGCCGGGGCCCGUCAUCGUCGGGCCCCCAGGAAAGACUGGAGCCCCAGGAAGUCCUGGAAUUGUAGGGGAACCAGGAGAACCAGGAAUACCAGACUUCCUGCCUGGAAGUGCAGGUCCUCCAGGAGCUAAAGGUCUAAAAGGCUCAAUGGGAUUUUCUGGAAUCAGAGGGAAGGAAGGACAGAUGGGUGAGAAGGGGGAGUUGUGCUCCGUCUGUCCAGUUAUUUCUGGCCCUCCAGGACCUCCAGGUAAACCAGGAGAGCCAGGUGAAGAUGGGAAACCAGGAUCAUACGGUUUUCCAGGACCCAAAGGUGACAAAGGGUUCAAAGGUGACAAAGGACCACCUGGUCCACAGGGCCCCUUUGGUAUCCCUGGCCUCCCGGGAUCCCCAGGACCUGUUGGUGAUCCUGGGAUCAUGCAGAGGGUGGGGCAGAAGGGUGAGGAUGGGGACCAGGGGGUGGCAGGACUACCAGGUGUCCAGGGGAAAGAUGGAUCUCGAGGAUUGACGGGUCCAAAAGGUGUUCUGGGACAAAAAGGAAACCCUGGGCCUCCGGGUACGAAAGGUGAGAGGGGCCCGCUGGGUGAGACUGGUCCCAGAGGACUAACAGGACAGAUGGGACCUCCAGGACUACCUGGAAUUGGGGCUCCAGGACUUCCAGGACCUAAAGGCAACGUGGGAGUCGUGGGACAGCGAGGAGUUGCUGGAAAUCCAGGUGAAAAAGGUUCUCCAGGUGAAAUCAGAACCUUUCCAGGAGAUCCAGGGCAGAAAGGAGAGAAAGGUUUAUCUGGAAAUCCUGGACCUGAAGGUGUGACAGGACUUCCAGGUGGUCCAGGAGCUAUUGGUCCAAAGGGAGAAAGAGGAGAUGUAGGAUUUUCAAUCCAGGGGCCUCCAGGGUUCCCAGGGGUCAAAGGAGUCAAGGGCCCUCCAGGAGCUCCAGGUGAUUCAAGAUUUGGUAUCAAAGGACGGGCGGGGCCGUCAGGCCCCCCAGGGAUGCCGGGGCCUAAGGGGGACAGUGGUAUUGGUUUCCCAGGUCAGCAGGGUCAGUCAGGCCCCCAGGGGGAAGAUGGAUCUGUGGGGCCCCAAGGAAACCCCGGACCCCAAGGUCUAGAUGGACCUCCAGGACCUCCAGGACAAGACGGACCUCCAGGACCCAAAGGUCGUAGCGGUCUGAAUGGUUUACCUGGUCCUGUUGGUGCUGUUGGACCAUGUUUACCCGGAGAUCCUGGACCUGAAGGAAAGCAGGGACCCAUGGGCUUCAUUGGAUUCACAGGCAUCAGGGGCUCAAAGGGUGUGCAGGGUGACCCUGGGCGGCCAGGUGUGGGAGCCCUGGGACCUCAGGGGGCUUACGGGGCCCCAGGGUUUGAUGGACCUCCAGGUCGAGUAGGAGAAAUUGGACCAAAGGGCCUGAGAGGGGCCAAUGGGGAGCCAGGAAGCAUAGGUAUCAGAGGGAACAUGGGCCUCCCAGGAGCCCCUGGGAAACCAGGGAAUUAUGGGAAGCCAGGAGAGACUGGACAGCCAGGACAGAAAGGUCAGAUGGGUGUAGAUGGGACAAGGGGUUCUCAGGGGCCUGUGGGGCCUCAGGGAGACAGAGGAGAAACCGGACCAAAGGGAUUCCAGACGGCUGUGGAGAUGUAUGGAGAUGUUGGAGACCCUGGAGCCCCUGGGCCCAGAGGUCUCACUGGUAUUAAAGGAGAGAAAGGCCUCCCAGGGCCACUGGGAGUUGAUGGCAGCAAUGGGAAACCUGGAGAUAGCGGGCCGCAAGGAAUUCCUGGAGACCCCGGCAGAGAUGGAGCGACAGGUCCUCCUGGUUCCUGUGGAGUCACCGGUAACCAAGGAGACAUGGGGAAGCCAGGUGUUAAAGGAGAGAAAGGUUGUCCAGGGCCUUGUGGGAAGCCUGGAUCAGAUGGAAUACCUGGACAAGGAGGACCUAAAGGUGCUAAAGGAGAACAAAGUCCACCUGGACCAGGGUCAAAAGGAGUUCCGGGAGAGAAGGGGAAUCUAGGAUGUUCAGGAUCACCAGGUGCAAAGGGGACACUGGGAGACAGUGGAAAUUUGGGUCCUACAGGAGAAUGUGGCCCCUGUGGCCCCAAAGGACUCUCUGGACCCCCGGGAUGCAGAGGACCUCCUGGGAUUCCUGGUGAAAAAGGUUGUGAUGGUCCUCCAGGGAAAAAUGGCCCUCAAGGACCCACCGGCCUCACAGGUAACAAGGGGGCUCCUGGAGAUCCUGGUCCAGCAGGUCCCAGAGGAAACCAGGGACAGGAUGGGAUACCAGGACCUCCCGGAGAGAAAGGAGCUAUGGGAGAUCCUGGAAUCGGACCACCGGGCCCAGAGGGGAAGAAGGGUCCACCAGGGUGCGCUGGAGAAAAGGGUCCUCCUGGUGUCUGUGGUCCACCUGGUCCCUAUGGUUCUACAGGAAACCCAGGUUGUCCUGGUCCUCCUGGACCUCCUGGUCCUCCUGGUUGUCCCGGCAGGGAGGGAGUCUGCAUUGAGGGAAGCAAAGGAGAAAACGGACUCAUGGGAUUACGCGGAUCGAAAGGUCCACAAGGCUUUCGGGGUCCGCCCGGUCCUCCAGGUCCCGGUUUUAAGGGAGAUAAAGGAAUUAAAGGAGCAACAGGUAACCCAGGACCAACUGGUUACCCUGGUGACCCUGGUCCUCAAGGCGAGCCGGGUGAAGACAGACCACCAGGCCCUCGAGGACUCAAAGGCCAGAUGGGAGAGACUGGUGUCACAGGACCUGUUGGUGUGAAAGGGGACCAGGGACCAUCAGGUAGCAGUGGCUUACGAGGACCUGCAGGACCACCUGGGAGGAGAGGCCCGAGGGGGCAAGAUGUAUCCAGGGAGGUGGUGUUGUUGCCAGGAGAUGAAGGCCCACCUGGAGGUUUGGGACCACCAGGAGAAAAAGGACCCCCAGGAGCCCAAGGGAAACCUGGAGGUCCAGGUGUUAAGGGCAUCAGAGGGAGGGCUGGGAGAAGGGGACAAGGUGGUCGUCCUGGACUGAAAGGGGAACAGGGAGACCGAGGAUUCCCCGGAUUUAAAGGUGUCGCAGGUUCACGAGGUCAGCCUGGCGCUAAAGGUAUUCGGGGUCAAUCGGGCACCUGCAGUUUCGCACCAGAGAACGACGGCUUCCUGUUCACCAGACACAGCCAGGAACUAUUUAUCCCAGAGUGUCCUGCAGGAUCUACUCAGAUGUACAGUGGAUACUCACUGCUGUUUAUCAACGGGAACAACCGAGCUCACGGACAAGACCUGGGUACGUUAGGUAGUUGUCUGCCUCGUUUUACCACCAUGCCCUUCCUGUUCUGUAGCACUGACAGCACCUGUCGCUAUGCCUCCCGCAAUGACUACUCCUAUUGGCUGUCCACUGAUGAACUACUGCCGGCCAGCAUGCCGUUAAUCUCCGGAGAUUUACUGAAGAAUUACAUCAGCCGGUGUACAGUUUGUGAGGCCAGAGCCAACGUGAUCGCCGUCCACAGUCAGACCAGUAUCAUCCCAGAGUGUCCCUCAGGCUGGGACCCGCUCUGGUCCGGGUACUCCUUUGUGAUGGAAACAGGUGUGGGGGCGGAGGGGUCAGGUCAGCCUCUGGUCUCCCCUGGAUCUUGUCUGGAAAACUUUAGGAAGAUUCCCUUCAUCGAGUGUCACGGCAGAGGAACCUGCAACUACUACACCGACUCCUACAGCUACUGGCUGGCCGCUCUCAACCCCAGUGACAUGUUCAGUAAACCGAAGCCUCAGACUGACACAGGAGAGUUUCCGGGCAGUCUGAUCAGCCGCUGUCGAGUCUGUCUGAAGCAACUGUAAACAUCAACACUGCUGAUACUACUGCUGUAAAUACUGCUGCUGCUAACACCGCUGAUACUACUGAUGUUCCUGACGCCAGCAGAGACCUGAUGAUGAUACUCAUCACGACGCCUCUGGUGUGCUACUACUAUUACUACUGCAAGUACUGCUUCAGCUGUCACUGUCACUGAUACUAACACAUCCUUCAGGUAACAGUAGCAACAUCAACACCUCAACACCAUCAGCAUCACUACUACAGUGUAGUGGUACUCGGUUACUUCAUACAUGCCCCAAGUGUUUUCUCCAGCAGUUAAACAAGAAUGUUUUGAUAUUCGACAAAGUUGUGAGUGUAAAAAAAAACUACUAGUGCUACUACUACAGUAGUAGUACUACUGCUGGCACUUAUCUACUGGUAGUUACAACCUCUAAGUGCUACUUCAUCUACUGGUGUUUGCACUCGUACUGCUAGAGCUAUGUGACUACUGCUACUGGUGCAAGUACUUCUACUGGUACGACUCACAGUUGUGAGUAUGUAGAAGAAAGUCAGUGUACACAAGUGCCACUACUACUGCCAUGUUUUCUACUGUCAUCAUCGUACUACUGCUACUAUUACUGUAUGGACUGCUACUGUUGGAAGUACUAAUGUCACCACCACUAACACGACUAACACUACUUCCGUGACUGGAGCUGCAGUUCCUCUGAGACACCACAGAAGAAGAAGCUGCAGUUCCUCCAGCAGCCAGCAGAUGGAGCUCCAAGAAAACUUGAAGUGACUUAAAAAAUAAAAAAAUCACAAGAUGAACACAGUUUUAUUCCCCGCAUGGCGACAGAGCCUGGAGCGCUCUGACUGGGAGAUUCCCAUGGCAAAGCAUGCUGGGUGUCGUAGUCAUAAUGUAGUUGGUGACUCUGCACGAAGGUUUUCUUUGUAUUCUUUACUAAAUGAUGAUAAACAUGAAAAACGAUAACACCUGUUUACAGUCUGACCAUCGUCACAUCAUCCAAAAGGCUUUUUUGUUGUACAUACUCGUAUCCUGUAAUUGUUAAAUAUCACUGAUAUAGUGUGAUAACUUUUUUUUUUGUUUUGUGAAUAUGAUUUGUGUUGAGUUUAAUAAAACAUGUUGUUUUACAGAAGUCA